UAGAAUUUCCUCUGUUCUUACACGUUGGUUUUUAGAGGUCGCUGCCAUCACUUUUAUUUGUACUUGCACUAUAAAUCAUAAACGGAAUGUUUUCACAGAUAAGAAGGAAACGAUGGUUUGUCCGAAUGUGCCUUCAAAAGGAAUGAAUUACCCUGAAGCAGGAAAAACAGGAAUUCAGGGUCGACAGUUCUUGGUCUGUUUUACUGACAAUCAUCCAUACGCUAGAAACCAAAGCAAGACAAUAUAUAUUUUAUCGGAUGAAGAUUUUGAGUUUAAAUUGAUUUCGAAGUUUUUAGAUUCAACACAGCUUUACAAGGAAGUGUUGACACAAUCUAGAAACUUUAAGGAGUUAAACCUCACAAAUACGAUUGCACUGUCUGAUUUCAAAAUUGAACAAAAAGCACUACUGAUAGAGACGACGCAGGACGUGUCCGUUAUCAUUAUUGAUAAUUAUAUGCACUCGUCUGAUAGUACCGUGGUCUUACCAAUAAAGUCAAUAUCGAAUUCAUACAUAAUUUCUUCUGCCUAUAGAGAAUUCAACAAUUCCCUACCAAAUUCACAAUUUGCAAUAGCUUCCCGAGAAAAUGGUACUCUAAUCAAAAUUUAUUUUCAUUUUGAUCCUGACUUGCCAAUGAAAAUAAAUGGGAUAACAUAUAGAAAUGGCAGUGCAAUGAUUUUUGUUUUAGACGAGCUUGAAACAUUUCAAAUAUGGCAUAAAGUAGAUGCAACAGGGACAUUAAUCCAUGCAUCAAAGCCUGUCGCAGUUUUUUCUGGCAGUCACUGCGACAAAAUUGCUUUUGAAAACAGCACUGGUUUUGGAGCUUGCAGUAAGCUUGAUGAACAACUUCCACCUAUUGAUAGACUGGAUAACAUGUAUAUAGUCCCACCUAACUAUAACAGGAUGGGAACAGUCCUGAAAAUCGCGUCUCCUUUUGACAACCGCAUUAUAUAUAAGAUUGGAAAUAAACAAGGAGAAAAAACACUUAAACCGAAUGGAUACUUUGAAAUAACUUUUUUGAAGGAUGAAAUUGUUGUUAUAGAUUCAGAAAAGCCUGUUUUGGUAACUAGUUUUUCUACUGGAUCGUACAUCACAGGUGACCCUUAUAUGAUAACUGUCCCAGGAAUAAGGCAGUACACAGAUAAAUAUCUAGUGACAGUUCCUGAAAAUUUUGAAAAAAGUUACAUUGCUCUGAUGGUAGAGGAAAAAUCAAUGUACAACCUUGUAAUAAAUGAUACAGAAAUCAUACAGUACUUGAACGACAGAAAAUUCUAUGCCAUCGUUACGAUCAAGGACAUCAAAUUUGCUGUGCUGAUUUUACAAGUGUCAGGAGGAAUGUUAAGAAUUAAAUCUACAAAUAAUGCGGCUUUCGGGUUGGUCGUGUAUGGUCAUAGACGAGCCGACGGUCACGGGUUUGCAGGAAAAGCAGUACUACCUGACACAUGUGUUAACGUAAAUGAAUAA
Saccostrea echinata is the source of this 1462-nucleotide messenger RNA. Its product is annotated as IgGFc-binding protein-like. The transcript has 2 exons. The record is from RefSeq and is a predicted model, not a curated record. The coding region runs from base 113 to 1462 and encodes 449 amino acids. NCBI's taxonomy places the organism in Eukaryota, Metazoa, Mollusca, Bivalvia, Ostreida, Ostreidae.